Molecule: messenger RNA, 3408 nt
Organism: Parathielavia appendiculata
Lineage: Eukaryota; Fungi; Ascomycota; Sordariomycetes; Sordariales; Chaetomiaceae
Product: ATPase, P-type cation-transporter
Exons: 4
Coding region: 1-3408 (1135 amino acids)
Biological process (GO): sodium ion transport; monoatomic ion transmembrane transport; intracellular calcium ion homeostasis
Cellular component (GO): plasma membrane
Molecular function (GO): ATP hydrolysis activity; P-type potassium transmembrane transporter activity; ATP binding
Source: RefSeq, a predicted model, not a curated record
AUGGCUGCCGAGUUCCCCAAGCAUCCCUUUCUCCUCUCGGUCCGGGAGGUUGAGCAGGCCGUCGGCACCGAUGUCGACAAGGGCCUGACCGCCUCCCGGGCUGCCGAGCUGCAGCAAAAGUAUGGUCCCAAUGAGCUAGAUGUCGGCGGUGGUAUUGCCUGGUACACCAUCUUCAUCCGCCAGCUCUGCAAUGCCAUGAUCUUGGUCCUUUUCUUCGCCAUGGCCCUGAGCUUUGGUGUUGCUGACUAUAUCGAAGGCGGCGUCCUGGCGGCCGUCAUCGUGCUCAACGUCUCCAUUGGCUUCUACCAAGAAUACGGCGCUGAGAAGAAGAUGGAUGCUCUACGUGCCCUCUCGUCACCCAGUGCCAGCGUCCUUCGAGACGGCAAAAGUAUUGUCGUGCCAAACGCCGAAGUUGUUCCCGGCGACAUCGUCAACCUGAAAAUGGGCGACACUGUCCCUGCCGACGUGCGACUCUUCGAGGCCAUGAACCUGACCUGCGACGAGUCAUCGCUCACAGGCGAGGCAAUCCCCGUGGAGAAGCAGACGGGCAACGACAUCACGAUCCCGGGCACCGAUUCGCAGCCCGCCACGUGCGAGGACGACGUCGGCAUCGCAGACCGCGUCAACAUGGCGUACGCGACGACCAUCGUGCAAAAGGGCCGCGGCCGCGGCAUCGUCGUGGCGACGGGCAUGCAGACCGAGGUGGGCAAGAUCGCGGCGUCGACCAACAAGAAGCGCCGCAAGGCCGGGCGGUCAAUGAACUGGAAGAAGUACGGCAAGGCCCAGCCCAUCAAGGGCGCCGCGCGCCGGACGUACGACUUCUUCGGCAAGUUCCUCGGCCUGACCGAGGGCACGCCGCUGCAGAUCAAGCUGGCCAAGCUGGCUUACUUGCUGUUCUUUUGCGCCUUGCUGCUGGCCGUCAUCGUGUUCGGCGUGAACAAGUUCGUGAGUCCGCUGCCGAAGGAGGUCGUUAUUUAUGCCAUCUCGACGGGCAUCGCAAUCAUCCCGGAAUCGCUGGUCGCCGUGUUGACCAUUUCGAUGGUCGUGGCGACGACGGUCAUGCGGAAGGCGAAUGUUGUCGUUCGUGACCUUUCUGCCCUCGAAGCCUUGGGAGGGGUCACCAACAUCUGCUCGGACAAGACAGGCACUCUGACCCAAGGCGCCAUGAUCGUCAAGAAGGUUUGGCUUCCGCCGUCGGCCAUCUACACCGUUACCGGCUCGACGGAUCCCAACGACCCGUACAAAGGCACCGUCAGCGACCAGCCGCAGGCGGAGGACCACAACAAGAAGCGCGACUUUGACGAGGAGCGCACGACGCAAGCCGUCAAGUUCGACGGCGUGCCGGACGAGAAGCUCAACCCACCCAAGCCGACCGAGUCCAAGAUGGCGUCCCUGACACCAGAGCUCCGCUUGUUCCUGCUCUCGGCGGCGCUUUGCAACCUGGCGACGGUCCGCUACGACGAGACCGAGACCGCGUGGAAGACAACGGGCGAGCCAACCGAGAUCGCCCUGCAAGUCUUUGCCCACCGCUACGACCGCAAUAAGAAGGCCAUGGAAGCCCAGGGCUGGACGCAGAUCGCCGAGUUCCCUUUCGACAGCACCAUCAAGCGCAUGUCGGUCGUGUACAACCCGCCGCUGGAGUCCGACAACGACGAGGCUGGGCUCGUUGACCCGGGCAGCAGCGUCGUCUUCACAAAAGGCGCUGUGGAGCGCAUCCUGGACCUGUGCGCGUACGUCGGCACGGGCGAAGCGCAGCAGCCCAUGACGGCCGAGAUGAAGGAGCAGAUCCUCGAACAAAUGACAAAAUUCGCGUCGCUCGGACAGCGAGUGCUGGCCGUGGCGUACCGGCCGUGGCAAGGGCGGUACGUCCCGGGCAGCGAGAAGAAGGUCAUCGCCUCGAAUGGAGACUUCCCCACCGAGGAAGACGCAAACCGCGCGGCGGUCGAACAGGACCUGGUGCUGCUCGGGCUGGCGGGCAUCUACGACCCACCGCGGCGCGAGACGUCCCCUUCCAUCUUUGAGUGCUCCCGGGCGGGCAUCAAGGUGCACAUGCUGACGGGCGACCACCCGGAAACGGCGAAAGCCAUCGCCAAGGAGGUCGGCAUCAUCCCGAGCAACAUGGGCGUGCUCCCCUCGGGCGUGGCCGGCACGGUGGUGAUGAAGGCGACCGACUUUGACCGCAUGACCGAAGACGAGAUCGACGCGUUGGAGGAGCUGCCGCUGGUGAUCGCGCGGUGCGCGCCCGAGACAAAGUCGCGCAUGGUCGAGGCGCUGAGGAGGCGGCACGCGUUCAUGGCCAUGACGGGCGACGGAGUAAACGACGCCCCCUCUCUGAGCCGGGCCGACGUGGGCAUUGCCAUGGGCUCGGGCAGCGACGUGGCCAAGUCGGCGGCCAAGAUUGUGCUGACGGAUGACAAGUUCAACAGUAUCGUUGCGGCUAUCAAGGAGGGGAGGAGGAUGUUUGAGAACAUCCAGAAGUUCGUGUUGCAUCUGCUGAGCAGCAACGUCGGCGAGGUGAUUUUGCUGAUUGCGGGCUUGGGAUUCCAAGACGAGACGGGCUUCUCGGUGUUUCCUAUCUCACCGCUCGAGAUUUUAUGGAUCAACAUGGUGACCUCGUCGUUCCCGGCGUUUGGCCUGGGCAGGGAGAAGGCGAACGCAGGCGUCAUGAGAAAGCCGCCGCAUGACAAGAGGAGGGGUGUCUUCACCAACCAGAUCCUCGCCGACAUGAUGGUAUACGGGCUGCUGAUGGGCACCUGCACGCUCAUGACGUUCGUCAUUGUCGUCUACGGCAUGUACGGUGGGCAGCUCGGCCACGACUGCAACCGCAUGUACUCCGAGUCGUGCACAGCCGUGUUCCGUGCCCGGGCCGCUGUCUUCGCCGAGCUUACCUGGCUCAUCCUGCUCAGCGCGUGGGAGUUCAAGGACAUCCGGCGGUCCCUCUUUCGCCUCAAUCCGGACGACACUUCACGGUUCCCGCUCUUCAAGGACCUGUACGAAAACCGUUUCCUCUUCUGGGCCGUCGCCAUCGGGCUGGUCAGCGUGUUCCCGACCGUGUACAUCCCCUACCUGAACCGAGAUGUGUUCAAGCACACGGCCAUCAGUUGGGAGUGGGGCGUCGUGAUCGGCAUGACCAUCAUCUAUGUCGUUGGUAUCGAGGCGUGGAAGUAUGUCAAGCGCAGGUUGAACAUCCUAGACGACCACAAGGUGGUGCAGGGGACCUGGUCGCAGGGCGAGGAGGGCGCCAGGAAGUUUUACAAGAGCAUGGGGCUCGGGCACGUCAGGAGCUGGCUGAGUGCUGGAAGGACGUUGAGCGUCAGUCGGACCGAGUCCAGGUCCAAGGCGCAUUCGGCCGGGGAGUUGUCGGCGGCCACAACGCAACAGAGAACGAAUUCGCUGCCACCGGUGUGA